This is a messenger RNA of Chlamydomonas reinhardtii, 3121 nucleotides long. RefSeq lists its product as uncharacterized. Gene Ontology annotation, biological process: protein phosphorylation. The transcript is spliced from 12 exons. Gene Ontology annotation, molecular function: protein kinase activity. Bases 143 to 1843 code for a protein of 566 amino acids. Lineage: Eukaryota; Viridiplantae; Chlorophyta; Chlorophyceae; Chlamydomonadales; Chlamydomonadaceae. The record is from RefSeq and is a predicted model, not a curated record.
GGAUUAGUCAGAGGGUAAAUAGCACGCGUAUACGAGGAGAACUAGGUUUACCAAGCCCCAGAAAGAGGUCGCGUUAGGCCGGCAUGUCCCUGCCGAUGAAGCAUGUAUAAACUAACACACGGGGACAUAGUAUCAUAGCAUGAUGAGCAUUCGCGAAGCCCUGCUUUCGGUCGAGGGCGAGGACGCACCCUCCAUUCAGCCAAUUAUAGACGCUCUUUCUGGGCUAGGCUUUGACGAGCGUAAACCGGCUCGCGGCAGCUUUUCUGUGCUACAAGCGGACCAAGUGGCAGGCCUGACUGUUGCGCAGCGGUGCACGCUUCAGGCAGCCGUUCAAGCUGUAGCGGCUGGCCGGGGCGCGGGGAGCGCGACAGGAGCUGGUGCCAACACGUUCAAUGACACGACGGCCACGUACCUCAAGGCCUGCCUGCCUGCGUUCGACGCACACCAACUGUGGGGUUCCGCUUCCCAGCUGCGCCUGUUGCUGGCUGAGACCAUAACCCCUGGCCUCCCGCUGCCAGCGCCUGCGGCCGCACGCCUGUUCCAACAGCGUGCCGAGCUGGAGGGGCCGCUGGUGUCGACCGCUGCCUCUGCUGCGGCUGCAAGCGCGGAUGACCUGUCUGCGCACGUGCGGCAUGUCAUGCUGGGCAUGAAGCCGUGUGUCGGGUCUGAGAUGUACACUGCGAAAACCACCUCUAUCGUUGUGGAGGACACGCUGCGGCUCAUCGCCGAGCGCCAGCCGGAAGCAAUGCACAUUCAUAUGGACCGCAACACGACGGACGCAAGCGAGGCAACGAUCAAGAGCUUGCGACCUGGCUUCAUGUGCUGGGUCAACGGAGCACUGGUUCUCAAGGGCGAGGAAAAGGCCCAUUCGCGGCAGCUUGAAGCUGCAAUCAAGGAGCUGACAACCAAGAUGUCGACCGCAUGGGCAGCGGGGCUGGUGCCGGACAAGCGGCCGCCCUGCAUGCUGGCUUUCGCCGCAGCAGGGACACUGCUGCAGUUCUUCUGCAUCCAGCCGCCGGAGUCGGACGGAGACCGCGUGCAGGCCACGCCGAUCAGCGCUGUGCUGGACCUCACCACUGCUCUGGGUCGGCUGCGGGCAUUGACUGCCUCGUGCAACAUCUGGCGACUGCUUGCUGGCUACGCCUCGCAGGCGCCCACCGUGCCCCUGGAGUCCGGGCAUAUCAUGCGCUCGCCGGACGGCCUGCGCACCUGCUGCCUCCUGCAAGGCUUCUUCCGCAAGUCCAUCGCCAAUUUUGCAACCGAGCAGGCGCCGUUCGCCAGCUUUGAGCUGCUGCAGGACGUGUACAGCCAGAUGUCGAAGCCGGAGCACCGGCGCCACAUCAUCCAGGUGUACGACAUCGAGGGGCACGCCGGCCCGCAGCUGUUGAAUGACGUGUACACGGUGCACGUGGCGCCGGUGGGGGUGCCCUGCCAGGGCGCACCCGCCGACCUGCGCACUCUCGCGCGUGCGGUGUCCGGCGUGCUGCGCGGCCUUGCGGCGCUGCACAGCGAAGGCUUUGUGCACCGUGAUGUGCGGUGGGCCAACGUCAUCUUCCUGCCCGCCGAGAGGCGCUGGCUGCUGAUCGACCUGGAGCACGCCGGCCUGCACGACUGCGACUGCAGUGGGGCGCCGUACCCGCUGCAGCACUGGAGCCAUCGCACGCUGGACGCCGGCGGCAAAUACACGUUCCGCUCAGACCUGCGCAUGCUGGCAGAGCAGCUGCUGUGCUGGGUGGAGCUGGACGAGGGCGGCAGGGACCUGCGGCAGCAGCUGCUGUCUGGCCAGCUCACGGCGGCGGCGGCACUGGAGCACGAAUGGCUGGUGGGCUCCGGGCUGGAGUGAAUGAACUUCGAGGGGUAUGUGGGGGUGAAUGUGGAGGAGAUUGGGUAUGCGAGCCGUCCCAGACUCUGGGAUGGUGAGCAGACUGAUACCGUGUCUGUCGGCGCCUGGAAGAGUUACUUUGCGCGGCGGCAUCAAAUAACGGGGCCGGUCGCUGUGUGGAGUGCAGCUGCUGAUGUGCAGUGGGUGGGCGGUCAAGCGACCCGCUUAGCUGCCACAGGCAGGUAGCGCAUGUCCACGGCUCCGGUCAUCAAUUGCUCUUUCUGAUGAGCGAUGCCGUGGCCUCCGCGUCCAGGCCACGGCAUCGCUCAUCAGAUAGAGCAAUUGAUGACCGUGAGGCGGCGACUGCACGCACGGGGGGUCAGCUGCUGAGGCACUGCCGGCAGCACGUACGGUAACGCGCAGUGCGCGGUGCACUGUGUGUGGCAUUGUGGAUGGCGCACAUUGGGGCCGCGUGAUUGAUGUAUGCCAUAGCUUCUCAUGAUGGGGCCUGCGGCUUUCCCGGCUGAGGUGGUGGUACUGUGCAGCGGUACAUGUAAUGGAUGUUUUUCGGCUGACGAGAGGCAUUGUCAAACCUUCAGCCUCACACUGAUGCACGUGGUGUGGGCUAAGCUCAUUUCUGCCGCAAGAAGGGAGACCUGAAGACUACGUACCUUACUUGUCAAGCCCUGGCGGCUGUACUAAUGGCUGCACCUGCAAUGCCAGUACGGUAGAAGACGGUUGGGGUUUACGCCAGUAGGAAACCGGUUGGGUCUGCGCCAGAAUAGAUCUUGGGGGUGUUUUGCUGGCUGUAUGAGGCAACCUGCUGUCACGCCAAACUGAGAGUUGUAUUGUUUGCGGCGGCGGCGACCUAGGGCCAGGGUCUGUGGACGGCACGCAGUGGCGCUGACGGUGACGGCUCUCACAUUGUGCGCAGUAGCGGCACGCACGCAUGUGCAGAAGAAGGCCACGAGGAGGUGGAAAGCGCGGCGCCGACGAGCAGGUUGAGAUAUGCUCAUGUUUAGUUCGGGGUCUUUGCUUGCAAGCAUUCGGAAGGCGUGGCUUGCGAGCCAGUUGCGAGCCGGUUGCGAGCAUGCUCGUGCACACCACCUUGUAUCCAACAACAACAACAACAGGUUGUGACCUGAUGUUUGUUAGUGUGCUUGAGCUUGCCCCCACCUAAGGCCUCAGACUGGUGCGCGUGGUGUGGGCACAACCCAUUUGGACCCCAUGGGCCACUUACUUGUCCAAUUGCCGUGAUGCGUGUUUGUGCUGUGUGCUGUGCUGUUGCUGGAGUGGCCC